Molecule: messenger RNA, 798 nt
Organism: Corticium candelabrum
Lineage: Eukaryota; Metazoa; Porifera; Homoscleromorpha; Homosclerophorida; Plakinidae
Exons: 5
Coding region: 17-658 (213 amino acids)
Biological process (GO): small-subunit processome assembly; endonucleolytic cleavage in 5'-ETS of tricistronic rRNA transcript (SSU-rRNA, 5.8S rRNA, LSU-rRNA); endonucleolytic cleavage in ITS1 to separate SSU-rRNA from 5.8S rRNA and LSU-rRNA from tricistronic rRNA transcript (SSU-rRNA, 5.8S rRNA, LSU-rRNA)
Cellular component (GO): nucleolus
Molecular function (GO): RNA binding
Source: RefSeq, a predicted model, not a curated record
GGCUCAUUAAGUUGUAAUGGCAGAGAGAGCGGCUGUUACGACGCCUGGUAUUGUGUACAUAAGCCGAAUACCUCCCGGAAUGAAGCAUCAGAAAGUACGGCAUCUUAUGUCUCAGUUUGGGGGCGUUGGGCGAGUCUUUCUCCAACCUGAAGACGCUGCAGUGAGGAAGAGAAGGCAGCGAUUUGGAGGAAGCAAGAGAAAGAAUUUUACAGAGGGAUGGGUGGAGUUUGAUGACAAGAGAAUUGCAAAAUCAGUCGCCAGGUCAUUGAAUGCCACCCAGAUCGGAGGACAAAAGCAUAGUAGAUAUUAUGACGAUCUGUGGAAUAUUAAAUAUUUGCCGAAAUUCAGAUGGACUCAUUUGACUGAGAAACUAGCAUAUGAAGCAGCUGUGAGACAGCAAAAGAUGAGAACGGAAAUGUCACAAGCCAAACGAGAGACUCGAUUUUACAUGGAGAACGUCGAUAAACAGAAAGAAUUUAGUGCCAUAGAAGAACGAAAACGGAAACGAGGACAAGAAACAGAGCAGGAAACACAUGAGUGGAGAAUGAGAUCAUUCCGGCAACGGAAGACGUUGAAAACUGAUGAGGAAAGCAGGGAAGCCAACCCCGUCGAUGUGCCAUCUCUGGUAUUAUCCAAGGUAUUACCGUCUGACACUUGACACGCUUCAUUGCUGCAACAAUCGAAGUUCUAAUCUGAUAUGCAUGUUGCAUGGAUUUCCGUACUGUGAACAGUAGCAGCAACAAAAAAAAAACCUAAAAUAAUAAAUUGUAGCAACGUACGUAAUUUUUGAGAUCAAAG